Molecule: messenger RNA, 1521 nt
Organism: Wyeomyia smithii (pitcher-plant mosquito)
Lineage: Eukaryota; Metazoa; Arthropoda; Insecta; Diptera; Culicidae
Exons: 2
Coding region: 378-743 (121 amino acids)
Source: RefSeq, a predicted model, not a curated record
UUGAUGUAAAGGUUUAGGUAGUUGGGCUUCAAACGGUGAGUCGACAACUUGGAAGGAGCGUCAAACUUAGCUCCGGUUCUCACAAGCUCCUAUCUCACGCCUCCACGAGUCAUAUGAUACAAUAGACUACCAGUUAAAACAUGGACACAACUGGUUGGCGUUGCCUGGGCAAUGUUGUCAUCCGACAAUAGCUAAGUGAGAAGGUGCGACGCGAUCGUUGGCGCGGUAACCAUAUCUCGGCGGUAGAGGAAAUGCUUCGCCAACCCGAGCGUCUGUCCACCAAGAUGGUGCGGCUCAAAACAGCGUCUGAUCUCCAUGUUAGGAGCGGCUGAUCAACGUCCUGGUGUCAGCGUGGGACUCUAAUCAGAGCUGACACGAUGGUCCUCCGGCGAGACAGGGGGUUGGGGAAGGCCCAACAAGCCGCCCCGAAAAACAACAAAUGUUGCAAAUAUCGAAGAAGUCAAUACGGGACGACUUCUUCGAACAGCAAGGGACACUUCGGCCUGGAGCUGAUUGGUAAGGUUAGAUGUUCGGCACCGCCCUGGGCAAUAGUGACGCUGGAGGGAAGCAUGCUCAAUUUCUCGUCAUUGCGGGUUGGCAACUCUAGAUGCAGCGCUUCUUCAGCAAGAUACUCUAUUACAGCCACCAGAUCAACCGGUACUCCAGCACCAACGCGCAUAAUUUCCAUUACACAGCAGACGAUGAAUCCGAUCUACCACGAAUCAAAACCCAGCACGAGAUGAAUGAGACUUUGCCUCUUUUGUCAUGAUUAAACAAUAUAACUUGCAAAUUAGAUUGAACUCAGCAGCGAUGUUGACGAUUAACAAAGCUACUACCUGUGUGAUUAUGAUAAAAAACGCAUGUAAUUGUCUUAAAUACCUACGGGGAGGACUAAUGCAAUAUGGAGGCGACGUGACGUGGGUGAUAGAACGAGAGAGUUAGAGAAAGAAUAAUUGGAGUAAUUUAUUCUCUAUUCAAAAAGAUACCAACGAUGCCAAUUUUGCCGUUUCACUCUAUUUUCGAUUUUUUUGCAUGUCUCCCUACUAAAGUUAGACGUAAUGCUACGUCAAAAUCUCCUGGCAUCCGUCAAUUUUUUAGCAGGAAAGUACGUGAGUUGAAAAAUUUAAAGUAAGUAGAAUCGAAAUAAAAUCUAAAGUUAUAAUCAGAAAUAAUUGUUGCUAGGUUAAGGCAUUGUCUCAGAUUUCUGUUUCAGUGUUCAUUAUUUAUAAAUUAGCUUAACUUCAGUCGGUAAGUCGACAUUUUUGUUUUCUUCAAGUUCGCAAGUUAUAACCUGAGUUAAUUCAUUGUAACUUAUACUGAAAGUAAUCAUAGAGGUAAAUAUUCAUGUAGAAUCAAUACAAAAUAAGACAAAAUGUGAACAAUGUAAAAUCUAAAGGUUAACCCAUGUUAAGAUAAAUCUCACUGUAUGUAUUUUUAUUUGUCAUGAUACACAUUUUAUGAAAAUUUAUUCCCCCUACCGUCAAUUACGUAAGCCAGUAAUUCUUUGAAUCAUUUGUUCAA